AUGGUUAAGGGAAAUACAUUCAAACAGUCGUUGGUGAGGGAAGCGGAACAGGCCAUCGACAACGGCAUAUACCCCACUCGUAUCAAACAGGGCUCCAGUGGCAGCUAUUUCGUGAGGAAUAGUGACAAUACGAAAACGAUUGGUGUGUUUAAGCCCAAGGAUGAGGAGCCGUACGGGAUGUUGAACCCGAAGUGGACCAAAUGGAUGCAUAAGCUGUGCUGUCCCUGUUGUUUCGGACGCUCAUGUCUGGUCCCAAACCAGGGAUAUCUGUCGGAAGCGGCCGCUUCACUAGUGGACCAAAAACUACAGUUGAAUAUUGUGCCCAAAACUAAGGUGGUGAGACUCUGUUCCGAAACAUUCAACUACUCAGCCAUAGAUCGGGCGAAGUCUGCGACCAAGAAGAAUGUUAACGAAAGGUUUCCCAAAGUUGGCCGACAUUUCCAUCGCAUAGGUUUACCACCGAAAGUGGGUUCACUUCAAACGUUUGUCGAGAGCUUUGAAGACGCGAUCUUUUGGUUGAGACGUUUUGAAGACAACCCUUUGCCCGAAGAUGUGCUCAAAGAAUUUCAGUCACAGUUUGAACGACUGGUAGUUCUCGACUAUAUUAUACGGAACACUGAUCGGGGUAAUGAUAAUUGGCUCAUCAAAUACCAAAAGCCUUCCAAACCUAUUGAGACACAACCGCUCACUUCAUGGAGUCCUAAAAGAUCGCUACCCAUUAAGAUCGCUGCCAUUGAUAACGGUCUGGCCUUCCCUUUCAAACAUCCCGACGAAUGGAGAGCCUACCCGUACUACUGGACUUGGCUUCCGUACGCCAAACAACCCUUUUCUAAUGAGACCCGGGAUCUCAUUUUGCCUCAACUUUCGGAUAUGAAUUAUGUACAGGAAUUAUGCGACGAACUCUACGAACUCUUUAAAAAUGAUAAAGGGUUUGAUAGAAAUGUUUUCGAGAAACAGAUGUCUGUGAUGAGAGGACAGAUAUUAAAUUUGACACAAGCUUUAAAAGAAGGCAAAUCUCCCGUACAAUUGGUUCAAAUGCCGGCCGUUCUGGUGGAGCGAAGUCGUGGCGCUCAAAGGGGACGCAUACGAGCCAUGACUGAGACAUUCACGCAAAGCUUUCAACGAAAAACUCCAUUCUUCUCGUGGUGUUGAGUGCCGUGACUUCGGUGGCGAUCACGUCGUCCAUCGAUUAAUUAAAUUGUUUUCUAUUCAACUAAACUAAAGAUUCUUUAACUAAGUGUUAAUUAAAAAACAUUUAUUUAUCAGAAAUUUUUAUUUUCGAGUCAUAACCUAUUGUUUUGAGAGUCACUUAAAUAUGAUUGAUUAUUGCCUAAUGUCUGUGAUAUUCACAACUUUUCCCGAAUAAUAAGUAUUGGUUUCGUUAGGAAUAUAUUAAAG
Messenger RNA from Oppiella nova, 1398 nucleotides. Lineage: Eukaryota; Metazoa; Arthropoda; Arachnida; Sarcoptiformes; Oppiidae. The record is from the annotation of a GenBank genome assembly.